CAAAGAUGGUUUAACGAGGAAAUGAUCAUUUAUUGAGUACAUUGAGAGAGAAUUAUAUGAACACUAGGUCGUUAUAGAAUAUAUAAUUUGGGUUACUUAUAAUACAAAUGAUAGUAAAUAAAAAUGUAUCAUAAGGUAAUUAGAACAUAUCAGAGGAAGAAGCCCGGCAAGCAAGAGUGUAGCACUUUGAAACAUAACCCAGUAACUCCAGUUCUUAAUCCUAUUAAUAUUAAUCCCAUAAAAGGUAAAGAAAGUGAUGGAUCUAAAGUAGAAAAUGGGAAUCAUGAUCAUACGCUGGAUUACGAUCCAUUUGAUACCACCUUUGACAGACUCAUCAAAGAAAUUAAGGCUGCACCACUACCUAUAACAGAAAGCUCCAACCAAUCAUGGUAUGACAGUAGUUCCAAUGAUUUAACUGAAGAUGAUUCGUCUCGAAACAUAAAUCCCAAAAGAUACAAUAAAGUUAACGGUGUAUUUAGUUGUGAUCAGCAACCAACAGUUUUACAAGAAUUCAGUUUUAACAUUAUUAAAAAGGAGCGUAAGCAACGGAAAGUUAAUAUCACGAAAGAAAAUGUUAAGUCUGAGGGAAAAGAUACAAUCGUACCUAAACUUACUAGAGCAAAAAGGAAGUGCAUUCCAGUAGUAUUAAAUGACUGUGAUGAUAGUUCAAUUCAUCCACCAUGCCUUACUAAGAAAAGGGUUUUAAAAAAGAAAAAAUACUUUACGGCAAAAUUACAAAAGACUGAGUCUUGUGAUAAUUUACAUAUGCAUUCUGAAGUAUCUGAUUAUAUUGCUGAUAAUGUAAAAAAAAAUGACGUCAUUAGUGAUGCAAAUACAAAAAAUAAAGUUACCAGUAAGAAAAAGAAUAUUAAGGCAACCUCAAAAGGAAAAAGAAACGGUGUACGUAAUAAGACAAAGAAACAGCAGAUAGAAAAUAAUUCUGUUACAAAUGACAUUUUAAUAAAUAAUCCAGAAAUAAUUACUGAUUGCAAAAGUCAGUUUUGUGUUGAACCUCAAUUAUUAUUGGAUAAAUCAAAACCAUCGAGAUCUGAUGAAGUAGAUUUAUUCUGUCAAAAUGAUAUUAAGUUAAAGGAAACUAAAACAGUUGAUCCAAAUGUCUGUGAUCCUUCUGUAAUGUGUAGCACACCUUUUUCUAGACACAAAAAUUUGUCGGCACUAUUUUCUCUGUCACCUAUCACUCCUAUUGAUAAAACAAAAAUUCAGAUAUCAACAUUAUGCCCAGAAAAUAAAAAUGAUGUCAAGUGUUCAACAUUCAAAAAUACAGAUUCUUAUUGUUCCGUUAUUGCGAAUCAUUCACUGAGAAGAACACCCACUGAUCUGAUACAACCGCUGGAUUUUCCAAAUACAUUGGAAUCAAAGAUUAUAAAUGAGAUUCCCAUUUCAGUGAAACAAAACAGUGAUCCUAAACUAAAAAACACACAAAAUUUCCACAAAACAAGUGAUAAUUAUGAAGUAUCCAAAAUUGAUCAGGUAUCGAUAUCUUCUUCACCUCAAAUAAAUGGCUUAAUAGAUCUGUCAGACAAACCGAAGCCAUCCAAUUGCAACCUAAAUAAGAAGAAAAAUGUACCUACGUUAUCUUCACAGAUAUCACAUAUCAACAUGCAGUCAGCUGCAGUAAAUGACAUAACAAGUGAAGAGUUAAAACAGCAGGAGAAAAACCUGUUGAGAAUUUCUGCAGACAGUGGUAGAUCUGUUUCCAUGUUCAGUUACGUAGAGUCAAAAUUUGACAAUCAUAAGUUAGGGUCACCAGAAAAACCUGAAGAAACAAAAUUACAAGAACAAUCGUUGCAAAUCCAGCAAAUUAAUACACCAGAUAUAUUGCAUCCUCCUAUGUCAGAUAUUAGUCAGGAAUUAUUAACACAUGAAUCAAUGGAACCAAAUUAUAGACUCAGAAAUGAUACAACUCAGUUUUCUGUAAAUAACAAUACAUCUGGAUAUGAUUGUAAAGAUCUCAUGAUGAAAGGUAUCAAAGAAGCGAGUAAUUCUAAGACAUCUGAAAGAAAGGGAGAUCUCUCGGAUGAAGUAGCUAUUCUGUCAGAAAAAGAGUCAAGUGUUCAAUUAACAGAACCCGUUACAGCAUCGAACAAAGAAACUGAAAUAUCAAUCGAUAAAUCAAGAAUUCAGCAAGUGUCAACGACAGAGGAAUUUGACGACCUAAAUGACGUUACUCAUGAUAUUUGCAGUGAAACAAGUUUAUCGAUCAAUAAUACUCAAAACAGUAACAUCCAGACAGAUGCAAAUUCACAGGAUAUGCACAGUCAAAAUGUACAAUCACAAAUUAGUGAAAUAGAAAAUAUUGAUCAUAAUACUUCUACUGAAAUAAGUCUACAAACUGAGGAAAGCCAAAAUGUUGAAAAACAGGCAGAUGGUAUUAGUUAUGAAGCUGAUGUAAGUUUACAAAAAGAUAAAACUCAAAAUCAUGAAUCAGAUAUCAACUAUAAAGAGACACCCAGAAGCCUUAAUCCAUAUGUUUCAUUAUCACGUUUAAAAAAUCGUAAUAAAGUCACAGAAUUCAACGAAAGCUCAAGAUCUUGCAGAAUUUGUACAGAUAUAGAUACCACUGCAAACAAAAUAAAUAUAAGUGCAAAAUUGUCUAUUAAGGAACCAUAUGUACUUUUAACAUGCUUAAACGAACAGUCAGAUGCUGUGCAUUUGCCAACAAUUACGUAUAGAAGACCAAAAAGAGGUGCUAGAAGGAAAACGGAAUUAACAUUAAUUUCAGAAAGUGUAAUUGAAGAAAAGAUAAAUCCCACAGAAAUAAAUGAGCCUACUAGAGAAAAAUACAGCAGAUCAAGUAAAUCAGGAAAAAAAGUGAAUUUUGCAGACAUUUCUACAAAUACUGUUCCUCACUGUGAUGCUGUUGAUUCAGUAAACACAGUAAGCAAUUCAAGCUCGGACAAAUUACUCUUCCUCGCACCAGGAAAAUCUUGGGCGAGAUCCUUGUCCAUUCUUAACAGAGUUCACAACAAAGAUGACAUCGAAGCACAAUCCAGAGGUAAAGGCAAGAAAUGGAGAGAAAGUGUUCUGUCGAUCCUAGAAAUGCAACGUCAAGGCGCAAUCCAAAGUUGCAUCAAACCUAAUGAAGAUGACAAGGAUUCACGGUCGCUCUACAAAGUACUUGACAAGUCACAAUGUACACGUUAUUCCAAGGAACACACAAAUUUCUAUUCCACAAGUCCUGGUCGAUUCGUAAGACGUAUUUCAGUCCGAGUUGUGCCAGACAGCAAGCUUGACCACAUCAAAGAUCCCCCAUUCCUUGAAGCGUAUGGAAUUUCACCUAUUAAUUCAGAGAAACGGGAAAGCUCCACUAUAUUGUCUCCUGCAAUAUCACUUUACAAGAACUCCUUCGUUGAUGUUGACUGCAAUAAUGUGAGUAACAAGAGCAACGAAAAAGGAACAAUAUACACUGCUAAGGAGGUUGUACUGCAAAGAUGCAACCAAGAUGAUUAUCUGCCAUUUUCCCAGUGUUUCCCUGACUCGUUCCUGGAACAGUGUCGAAAGAUUGGUGAAGGUGUAUACGGUGAAGUUUUUCUUCAUGACGAUGGAGAGAAAAAAUCGGUGAUUAAAAUAAUACCGAUAGAGGGUACUAAGUUAGUGAACGGUGAGCCUCAGAAGCGUUUUGAUGAAAUAUUAUCAGAAAUCGUUAUUGCCAAGGAGCUGCAUGAUCUUAGGUUCAACAAUGAGUGUAAUACCAGUGGAUUUGUUGAAGUGAAAAGUAUUAAGUGCAUUAAUGGAAAAUAUCCUAAAAAACUAGUGCAAUUAUGGCAAGCCUAUGACGAGAGUAAGAAUUCUGAUAAUGACUGUCCAUCGAUGUUUGAUGAGGACCAAUUAUACAUCGCACUGGAGCUUGGCAAUGGUGGUCAAGAUUUGGAGGCUUUCGUUUUUCACAACGCAGUUCAAUCUCAUGCCAUAUUUAUACAGGCUGCACUUGCACUGGCAGUUGCGGAACAAGCUCUUGAAUUCGAGCACAGAGAUUUGCACUGGGGAAACAUUUUGAUCUCUCCCACUGAGGAGCAACAUAUUCACUACAGGCUUAACGAUGCAGAAAUUAAUUGUCCCAGUAAAGGAGUUAAGGUAGCGAUUAUUGACUUCACCCUGUCAAGAAUGUCUUGUCGUGGAUGUUGCAUAUUUAACGAUCUUGCACUGGAUCCUACUCUGUUCAUGGCUCAGGGAGAAUAUCAAUUCGAAAUUUAUAGAUUAAUGCGUGAUAAAAUCAAAAAUGACUGGCAAAAGUUCGAGCCCUACACUAACAUAUUAUGGCUCCACUACAUAUUAGAUAAAAUGAUCACUGCAGCUAGAUAUAAAAAAGAAACGACGAAGGUGCACAAAACUGCUAUCUCAAAGUUAAAAGUGCUGAAGGAUGCAGUGCAAAACUAUAAAAGUGCUUAUGACUUUGUUACUAACUGUGUUAAGAUCCCAAACUUGGGAAUACGAUGUUCAACCACGUCGACUGUUACAUCGGUCUAAGUGAAAAUGAAAACAGAGAAGUUAACACUAAUCAAACAAAGAAUGUUAUAUUUAUUUUUACGGAACAAAUUUCGCGGUGUAUGAAUUUCUCUCCCGUAUUUAUACAAAAUGACAAAACACCGUUUAAUAAAUUUAUAUU
This is a messenger RNA of Orussus abietinus, 4627 nucleotides long. RefSeq lists its product as uncharacterized. Gene Ontology annotation, biological process: protein phosphorylation; mitotic cell cycle; intracellular signal transduction. The transcript is spliced from 9 exons. Gene Ontology annotation, cellular component: nucleus; cytoplasm. The coding region runs from base 124 to 4488 and encodes 1454 amino acids. Gene Ontology annotation, molecular function: histone H3T3 kinase activity; ATP binding. The record is from RefSeq and is a predicted model, not a curated record. Lineage: Eukaryota; Metazoa; Arthropoda; Insecta; Hymenoptera; Orussidae.